Molecule: messenger RNA, 1376 nt
Organism: Stereum hirsutum FP-91666 SS1
Lineage: Eukaryota; Fungi; Basidiomycota; Agaricomycetes; Russulales; Stereaceae
Exons: 10
Coding region: 66-1325 (419 amino acids)
Biological process (GO): DNA-templated transcription
Cellular component (GO): nucleus
Molecular function (GO): zinc ion binding; DNA binding
Source: RefSeq, a predicted model, not a curated record
ACUUUCCAAGCCUCUCGAUCCUACAUGCGUUAUGCGCUGUUGGAAGUCUAUACACAUCGGCGGCAAUGCCGCACGUGCCGACGUAUCCUUUGAACCAGUACUAUGGUCGAGAUACGUUCGAACAGCGGCAGGCGGCAAGUACGUUUGGAGAGAUACAUAUCUCGUUGGCUAAACGAGCUGUUCAUCGUGACGAAGUGACCGGUACACGACUUCUGGAGUAUGUACAAGCGAAGAUUCUGGUUACAUGGUGGUUGUGGUACCAUGCUCGGUGGAGGGAGUUGUAUGACAGUAACGCUACGACCAUGAGAGGCCUAGUACCUCUAGGGUUGAAUGUCUGCGACGACUUUCACUCCUUGAACCAAGUCAUGCGCGGACCCUCUCUCAUUGGAUCGGCCAAAUCAGCAAUGGAGAAGGAGCUGAGAAGAAAUUGUUUCUGGCUUGCAUAUUCGUCGGACCGUCAACAAGGUUGUAGUAAUGAGUGGGCUCUCAAUAUGGACGAUCAGGAUCUUCCACAACUUAUGCCUGCCAGAGGCGAUCAGUUCGACUUGGAAUACAUCCAUUCUGAGGACGACCGCCAGAUGUUACAGUCGCGGAACCUUUUCAUCUUUCACCCCGAGAAACACACCGACUCGUUCACACUCUACAUCAAAGGGUCCGUGCUUCUAUCCCGAGUCAAACAGUUCAACAUGCGCUUCAGAGUGAAACGGUGCCUUGGAGACCCCUCUGUCCAGUUUGUACCCCCAGAUACCGGUGGGUCCAAUUACUUCGGAGCAGGCGCGAUUACGGAGAGUCUCUUCGACGAUCCUCGUCGCUCGGUGGAGUUCAUCGAAUUGGACAGCUUGUCAGAGUCGUUUCGACCGAAUUUCCCUCAUUACCUCAAAAAUCCUAUGCCAGAUGGGGUCGUCGAUUCACAUCUUUAUGUCGCUUACCUGGUCUCGCACAUGGCCAUCAUUCUUCUUCACGAGUCUCAUGCCAGGUUCGACCUAGGAGUUGGGGGGUGUAAUUCGACAUACAAGAUCCACGAAGCCAGUCGAGCCAUUCUAGAACUCAUUUAUAGCCUAAGGGCGGGCACAAGUUUCGACAUCACCCUCCUAGAGCCAAGUGCAGUCUUUUAUUGGUACACCGCCGGCCGUGUGCUCCUCAAGUUUUGGGCAGUUGCUAAGCAGGCGAUGGCGACAGAAGAGGCAUUGACACUUCGUGCUGAGGUCGAAUACAUAGCUGUGUCGCUCUCCGUUUUUGGUGAACGAAUACCGUUAGCUCGUGAGUACCGCACAGCGCUGGGCGAUUUUGCCGUCAGUAUGUGCGGCGAGCAGCUCUCUGUUUAGCUUACUACAUUAUAGUCACACACUACGCUCUGGUUUUCCAUCUUUCUUGCA